AUGAAUGCCAAGCUUGCAGCAACUUUUUUACCUGGAAGCGGUGUUUUUUCGAAACAAGCUCUUAGUAUUGUUUUGCUCCCGAGAAAGCCAAUACAUCAAUUAACGAGAAACUUUGCUACUGAAGUUUUCAGUCGACCUGUUAUAAUUAAACCUCAGGCAAUUUCUCCAUUGCCAUCACGAUUAGAAGCGUGGCUAAGAGAUUUUCAAACCAAUGAACUGAUAGAUAUUAUUACUUUAGAUCGACAUGUUUUCGGGGUUCCGAUAAGACGAGAUAUUUUACACAGAGUAGUUGUUUGGCAACGUGAUAACUGGCGACAAGGAACUCAUUCAACAAAAACUAGAAGCGAAGUGAGCGGAUCAACUAGGAAAGUAGCACCUCAGAAAGGAAGAGGAAAAGCAAGAGUUUCAACUCGGAGAGCUCCUCAAUUUGUUGGAGGGGGUCGAGCUCAUGGACCUCACCCUAGAUCGCAUGCCACUGAUCUCCCUCGUCAAGUUCGUGAACUUGGUUUACGUGUAGCACUUUCCAGUAAAUUCAUACAAGAUCAAUUAUACAUAGUCAAUAACAUUGAUGUUCCUAAACCUAAGACAAAAGAACUGACAGAUCUUCUAAAUCGUCGACUAUGGGAUCCGUUAGCAAUUGAACGAAGAGCCGGUCACUCGAUAAUGUUUGUUGGUGCAAGUAGAACACGGAAUUUCGAACUUGCUCAACGUAAUUUGCAACGUGUCCAUUAUUCAACGGCGCAAGAAGUUUUGGAGGCUGGUGAUGUUUAUAACAUUAUAGGACAUGAAGUGUUGGUGUUGGAUCAAGGGGCUUUAAAAGAGUUGGAACUUUUAUUGAAUCCUUAUAUACUUUGA
Ambispora gerdemannii is the source of this 855-nucleotide messenger RNA. Lineage: Eukaryota; Fungi; Glomeromycota; Glomeromycetes; Archaeosporales; Ambisporaceae. The record is from the annotation of a GenBank genome assembly.